GGGGCGCGCGCGCCGGACGUCGCGGGGCGGGCUUGACCCCCGCUUCCGGAGGCGAACGCGAGCGGGCCUCUCGCGAUGGAGACGGUAACUUCAGGUAGCUCCUCAGCUCAGGAAAAUGAGCACCCAGAAGAGACCCCGGAGUCCAACAGUAGUGUGUAUACUUCCUUCAUGAAGUCUCAUCGCUGCUAUGAUCUGAUUCCUACCAGCUCCAAAUUGGUUGUAUUUGAUACUUCCCUGCAGGUGAAGAAAGCUUUCUUUGCUUUGGUAACUAACGGUGUACGUGCUGCCCCUUUGUGGGAUAGUAAGAAGCAAAGUUUUGUGGGCAUGCUGACCAUCACUGAUUUCAUCAAUAUUCUGCACCGGUACUAUAAGUCAGCCUUGGUACAGAUCUAUGAGCUAGAAGAACACAAAAUAGAAACUUGGAGAGAGGUGUACCUACAGGACUCCUUCAAGCCACUGGUCUGCAUCUCUCCUAAUGCCAGCUUGUUUGAUGCUGUCUCUUCGUUAAUUCGGAACAAGAUCCACAGGCUGCCAGUUAUUGACCCAGAAUCAGGCAACACCUUGUACAUCCUUACUCACAAGCGUAUCCUCAAGUUCCUCAAAUUGUUUAUCACUGAGUUCCCCAAGCCAGAGUUCAUGUCUAAAUCUCUGGAAGAGCUACAGAUUGGCACCUAUGCCAAUAUUGCUAUGGUCCGCACUACCACCCCUGUCUACGUGGCUUUGGGUAUCUUUGUACAGCACCGAGUCUCCGCACUGCCAGUGGUGGAUGAUAAAGGGCGUGUGGUGGACAUCUACUCCAAGUUUGAUGUUAUCAAUCUGGCAGCAGAAAAGACCUACAACAACCUAGAUGUGUCUGUGACCAAAGCCCUGCAGCAUCGAUCACACUACUUUGAGGGUGUUCUCAAGUGCUACCUGCACGAGACUCUGGAGACCAUAAUCAACAGGCUGGUGGAGGCAGAGGUUCACCGACUCGUAGUGGUGGAUGAGAAGGAUGUGGUCAAGGGAAUUGUGUCGCUGUCUGACAUCCUGCAGGCCCUGGUGCUCACUGGUGGAGAGAAGCCCUGAGCAGGGGUGGGUCGAGGCAGCUUCGGUAUGUGGCCUCUCUGCCGAAUGGACGCUCUGGGAAGCAGAUGAAACCUUGGGAGAAUUGGGCUGACACUUUUCCUGUGCAGGAACCCAUACCCUCUCCCCAGAAGACAGGAGACUGGAUGGAAAGGAGAAGAAUGUUUGGCUUCCCCUGCCCUCACAUAUAUACUUGAGAACUUCCAGCCUAGCCAGUCCUAGCCCUGUCCUCUUAGGCACAGCCCCCCUUUUGGGUGAAACAGGCUCUGUGCUCCACAGGCCAGUUCUGAUCUCUAAGAGAUCCCUAGACCUCACCCUGCUUCUGCCCUGAGAUAACAGCACAACAAAUCGGUCAUAAAGUUAUUUUUAUUCCUCCUGUUCAUGCUGUUUGGAAGAGGCCACAUCCAUUUAGUGACAUUCCUUGCCCUGGUUUGAGCAGGGAGGAGGCCUCUGGAUUCCUGUGCUGUGUACAUAUGAAGGAAGAUGCUAGGUGGAGGAGGAGGGCAGAGUGGUGAGCCAAGGUUAUUUUCAUGGCAAAUCUAAUUAAAUGACAACAGUUUCAUUAUGG
Molecule: messenger RNA, 1630 nt
Organism: Octodon degus (degu)
Lineage: Eukaryota; Metazoa; Chordata; Mammalia; Rodentia; Octodontidae
Gene: Prkag1
Product: protein kinase AMP-activated non-catalytic subunit gamma 1
Exons: 12
Coding region: 76-1065 (329 amino acids)
Source: RefSeq, a predicted model, not a curated record